Python bivittatus (Burmese python) is the source of this 1011-nucleotide messenger RNA. Lineage: Eukaryota; Metazoa; Chordata; Lepidosauria; Squamata; Pythonidae. The record is from RefSeq and is a predicted model, not a curated record.
UGUAAUGAGAAUUGCUAUCCAGGUUCUGUCAAGAGAAAGAAGGAAGGCAAACCAUUUUGCUGCUAUGAGUGCUUUCCAUGUCCAGAAGGCCAGAUUUCAAACCAAAAAGAUAUGGAUAUCUGUUUCCAGUGUCCAGAAGAUCAGUAUCCAAAUCCUGAACACAGUUUGUGCAUUCCAAAAACAAUGAGCUUCUUAUCUUAUGGAGAACCUUUAGGGAGCGGUCUGGUCAUUCUUGCUUCUUCCUUUUCUCUCAUAACAGUUAUAGUGCUUUGGAUUUUCCUUAAGCACCAGGACACUCCCAUAGUCAAAGCCAACAACCAGAAUCUCAGCUACAUUCUCCUCAUUGCCCUCUUGCUCUCAUUCCUUUGUGUUUUCCUAUUCCUUGGCCAGCCUAAAAAGAUAAUGUGCCUCCUUCGACAAACUGCCUUUGGCAUCAUUUUCUCUGUGGCAGUUUCUUCAGUGUUAGCCAAAACCAUCCUUGUGGUCCUGGCCUUCAUGGCGACCAAGCCGGGAUCUGGGGUGAGGAAAUGGCUGGGAAAAAGGAUGGUCACCUCCAUUAUUGUUUGCUGCUCAUUUAUUCAAGUUACCAUUUGUAUUAUAUGGCUGUCAAUAUCUCCCCCUUUCCCAGAUUUUGACAUUCAGACAAUGGCUACAGAAAUUGUCCUGGGCUGCAAUGAAGGAUCUGUCUUCAUGUUCUACUGUGUCUUGGGCUUUAUGGGCUCCUUGGCAGUUAUGAGCUUUACAGUGGCAUUCCUAGCAAGAAAGCUACCUGACAGUUUUAAUGAAGCCAAAUUUAUCACUUUCAGCAUGUUAGUCUUUUGCAGUGUUUGGUUGUCCUUUAUUCCCACUUACUUGAGUACAAAAGGGAAAUAUAUGGUUGCUGUGGAGAUCUUCUCCAUCAUAGCAUCCAGUUUUGGGUUACUGGGCUGUAUCUUUUUUCCCAAAUGCUAUAUUAUUUUGAUUAGACCUGAAGUAAAUAACAAAACUCUUCUAAGAAGAGGAAAGAAUUGA